ACGCUAGACUGAUGGAUGUCCAAAGACGUGAGCCGGCUCCAGCUGCCUCCAAGCGAAUCCCGCAUUCACAGCGAGGGAGCGCUUCAGAACCGGCCUCAAACGCCGGUGCGGACAGGAGUCCCGAGGAGAACGUUCAAAAUAAGGUUUCCUAGGUUCCAAACCCAGAUUCGAAACAAGCUGUCGCAGGAGUCCGGGGCUGGGAAGCCGGCAUCCCGGAGGGUUUCGGGUGGCGCGAGGCCGUGUUUUGAGGAGCGGCGCCCGGCUUUCCAAGUGCGGGGACCAGGCUCCGUGAGGGAGGGCCCUUGGCCUAGAGCGCACGAUCGGCCGUCGGCGGCGAACUCGAAUCCAGGUCUCCCUCGCCUCAGUCCAAUCAGUUCGCCACACUCCGCACCUCUCCACUCGGCCACACAUUCCCUCCGGGGGGACGGGGCCGCGCCCGGGGCAGACAGGGAGUCAGGGGGUGCCCUUGUCUGGACAGGGAGCGCGCGCGCCCUCCUCUUCCCUGGGGCCUCGGUUGGCCCAAUCUGUACCCAAGGCCGCCGGCCUGACCUUUCUUCUGGGACCCGGGCAGAGUCGGACGCGCUGUCCCGGGCCCCGGGUUCCAGGCGCCCGACUUCCCGAGCCCCGGAAGGGGGCCCGCCGCCCCCCGGGCCGCCGCCCCAGCUCCUCACCUACCUGAACUGCAGUGCGAGCGCCCGCGGCGCCACCAGUCCCUCUCGGCCCCCCGUGGACAAGCCAGUCUCAGCGACUCGUCAGUCUGAAGGAGCGGACCUCCGGCCCCGCCCACCCGGACUUUUGUCACCUGACGCAGAGCCUCCUCUGUCAGAGCAACUUCCGGCGACAGCCGGAAAAGGUUGGUGUUCAGCGCCGAGCUCCGGCCAGGUGCGUAGCUCGAGAAACCACAUUCCAGGACCAAGCUUCUACAAUGGUUCAACUAGCCAGUUAAGCUGCCUUUGUCCAGACAAUGACUCUGGAAACAAGGAGAAGAUGCAGUCCAUAUUGCCUGGCUUGAAGACAGACACAGGCAUCCUAGUACCCGGCCAGUCACCCUAGAAUAUGCCUUUCCUGAUGAUGAAGCAACGUGGGACCCCUGAUUCUCAAGAGUCUGAUUCUUCCAAAGAAACAGGUGUGCACUACCUUGGACCUGAAAGAUGCAUUCUUCAACCUCCCAUUGGCAGAGGCUAUUCAUUAAACAAUCUGAGAAGCCCAGCUGACCUCUGAGUCCACCACCAACUUCCCCUUGUUUGAAUCCAGUGAUACCGUCUGUGCCAAAUGAAGAGCCCAAGGGGCACUGAAUCCAACCUGGAGAGGACCCUACUAGGUGAUUCUCUCCACUCCUAUGAUGGUAAAGGUAGCUGGCAUCACACCAUGGAUCCACCACACCCGGGUCAAGGAAGCAGAAUCCCCAGAUGCUGCCAAAUCAAUGUCUCUGAUCUGUGGACCCAUUAAAAUUAAUGUCUCAUUGGGCCCCGGGCCCUUCCACUCCUUGCCCCUCUGCCUCCUCCUGAGUUGUGUUUAGUGCUAUGAGUAUAAAUACAGGGUCAUGUAUUCAUGUGGAGGUCAGCCCCCGCCGCUCUCAGGCCUGGAACCUAAGGAAGACCGAUACAGGGAAGGUGUUAGCUAGUGUGAUUACAGACCAGCAGCGGCAGUGAGCUUGACCUUCACUUGCUGAUACUCAGUUUAAGUGUCUAGUUUGACAGGAAAAAAGGAAAGAGAUGGAAAUGCAUCUUUUGAGAUAAAAUGCAGAGUUUACAUUUUAUGCCUGCUCUGUGGCUGGGCCCCCUAGAUGCCAAAACAAGGGAGUUUCCAUUGUAAAAACUGAGACUUCCUGAAAAAUCCUUUAAAAAUAUUCUGGCAUUUGGGAAACAGGAAAAACCUGGAGAAACAGACUCUAUGCCACAGGAAGGGACCCUGGGAAUAGAGUUAAUCAUUCCCAGCCAAAAAAAUCAGUCAGGAUUGCGGAUUAUGCUUGGACACGUGGCCCCUGUACUUUAUAAGGAUAGGAAAUAACCAGACUGUCAGCCUACUGACAAAGCUCACUGUGCCUGGGUGGCAGUCCAAAUUAAUGUUAGAGAGCUUACAAGGGUCUAAACUUGUCUAAUAUCCAAGACCUUUAACCUAGGCACUUCCUUUAUUCUGAUGCCGGCUAUUCUGGUUUUCAGUUAGUUCACCUGAAUAACCAAGCCUCUGAGACUACUUGGUGGGCAUGUACCAAUGGUUUGACUACACAUGCCUCUUCUGAUGCUUUCCAAACUUAGUAGGCAGGUUGAUCAGGACCCAGAGAUAUUAAACCAACAGUUAGAUUCCCUUACAGAAGUAAACAAACACACACACCCUUGAAACGAUCCUACAAAAUUGAAGAGGCUUAGAUUUACUUCUUAUGAGAUAAAGGAAACUGUGUCCAGCUUUUGGAAAAAGUCUGUUAUUUAUAUGCUAGUUGACUGGGAAUAAUUUUUUAAAAAUCUUGCCAUGGCUGGGAAAAAAUUCAAAAAUUCAAAAAUACAAAGACAUAUUAAUACCAGAUAAUUAACACCAGACUCUGUUCUCUUGGCCCCCUGGUUAACUACUCUGCCAUCAGCACUGGCUGGGCCUUUAACUCUCAUUCUGAUUGGAAUAACAGUGAGGCUCUGCAUCUUAAACUAAAACAGGAUAAGUCCAUGAUUUGACUCAUUCACUAGGACCAGUGGGGAACUGGAAGAAAUGUAACAGGGACCCAGACCUUAGCACAACUGACUCCAUGAUGGAAGUACUUUUCAAGUUGUAAAACUCAGUAGGUAGACAACACCACCAGCCAAAGCUAAAACAAAGGCCGAAUCUGCCAAGUCUAUAGUUCUCUAAAUGUACUAACCUUGCUCUUUGGCUUCUGGAGUUCUGCUUUUGUCUAACUGUUCUUAUUAACUGAAGUAUGUCAGUCCAGGACAUGGUUUUCAUGCGGCAUCAGUGUCACCUGCUCUGAGGCUCAGAAAGCAUCACAACAGAGAGGACGGGCACCAUGGGAACUGAAAGGAUGGGGAAGACUACAGCAUGGCUGCUGGCUUCUGUCCAGAAAGUGGACAUGGCAAUCUCGAACACUCAGCAGGGGUGACUGCAUGGGGUCUGAAGAGAGAAAGUGAGGAGGGACUUGAAGGUAGGGUGGAGGCUAGCUGGGAGGAAGGGGCUAGCAGAAGUGAGGGGAUAAGAGAGGGUCUAGUGCAUGCUGGGAUAGCACCCUACCACCCUGUUGCUCAAGAAUUCACGGUUUUGCAGGCAUAGUGCUGCAUGCCUUUAAUCCAAGCAGAAGCAGGCAGAUCUCUGUGAGUAGGAGGCCAGCCUGGUCUACAGAGUGAGUUCUAGGACAACCAGGGCUACACAGUGAGACCUUGUCUUGAAAAAAAUAUCGCCGUCCCCUCUGUUGGAAAACAGGCCAUUUUCAUGGUCUUAUUUGGGAAGCAGCAAUUAGAUUCUUGAAAUUUUAACAUUGAAGAAAGAAUUUUUCAUUUCAUUAUGUUCUUGUUAUUAAAAACUUGCCCAGGAA
Mesocricetus auratus (golden hamster) is the source of this 3514-nucleotide messenger RNA. RefSeq names its product protein enabled homolog. Bases 16 to 1053 code for a protein of 345 amino acids. The record is from RefSeq and is a predicted model, not a curated record. NCBI's taxonomy places the organism in Eukaryota, Metazoa, Chordata, Mammalia, Rodentia, Cricetidae. The transcript is spliced from 3 exons.